AUGCCGGAGCUAUUCGUCGUCCCACUCGACAAAAUGUGUCUGAACACAAACGCCUUUAGAAGCUGUCAACUUCAGGAAGCAGAGCUUGCGGAGCACACGGCAGAAGAUCUGCUUCCGAUUGUGCCUUCUCGAACAUAUCGUCUGGCUGAUGUUUGUACGUCUGCAGCUGAGCGCAAAAUUAGAUACCGUCCAAGAAAUUGA
Molecule: messenger RNA, 201 nt
Organism: Protopolystoma xenopodis
Lineage: Eukaryota; Metazoa; Platyhelminthes; Monogenea; Polystomatidea; Polystomatidae
Source: the annotation of a GenBank genome assembly